This is a messenger RNA of Argiope bruennichi, 2880 nucleotides long. Its product is annotated as solute carrier family 45 member 3-like. The transcript has 5 exons. Gene Ontology annotation, cellular component: membrane. The record is from RefSeq and is a predicted model, not a curated record. Gene Ontology annotation, molecular function: sucrose:proton symporter activity. Gene Ontology annotation, biological process: transmembrane transport. Bases 262 to 1959 code for a protein of 565 amino acids. Lineage: Eukaryota; Metazoa; Arthropoda; Arachnida; Araneae; Araneidae.
UUGGCCUGUUAUGGCUGAGUUUUGUUUAGAUCCUUAAUAAAGUUCUUUUUUUCUGUGUUUUUGCAUUCUCUACUUAAAAUUCUACACUUGUUUUUGAAAGGAAUUGUUGAACAUUGCAUUUUACAUGUUUUCUACUUAGAUAUUUAUUAAAUUAUUCUGAGAUUGAAGAUUAUGAUGAUCCAGGUGCUUUGUGACGGAAGUCCAGCUUCAUCAGGCAAUUGCUGGACAUCUGUGAAACAGUCAUCUGUCAAGUAAAUUAAUAUGAAGAUGGAUAAAUCAUGUUUGUUGCCAAUUCAUGAUCCAACAUCUCGCAAUGCAGCUGUUAAAUGUGGCAAUAUUGAUUCUAUCAUUACAAAGCCAUCUUUUAAUUGUCUGAAACUAGCAGGCAUUAAUCUUUUAGCUUUUGGAUUAGAAUUAUGUGCAAGUGCUGGAUUUACUUAUAUCCCACCAAUAUUGCUAAAACAUGGAUUUACAGAUAAAUCUCUGACUAUAAUAAUGGGCAUAGGGCCAUUCAUUUCUUUAAUAUUAGUUCCUAUCAUUGGACAUUGGAGUGAUCGGUGCCAAAGCCGUUUUGGACGACGACGUCCUUUUAUGCUUGCCCUUGGAAUCAUAAUGAUUUUUUCUUUAUUAAUUAUACCAUUCAGUCAGGAAAUUUGCACAUACUAUGGGUUUUUAAAUCCUAGUUUUGGCUUAGCUGCAGGUGUUGUUUUAUUGGAUUUUUCUAGUCAAGCGCUCAUGAAUCCUUGCAAAGCACUUAUUCCUGAUAUAUUUCAUUCAUUAGAAGAACAAAGUUCUGGUUUCACAACAUAUUCCUGCAUGCUAUCAUUGGGUGGUUGUCUUGGUUAUUUUAUUACAUCUUUAAACUGGAGCAGUACAGUUAUUGGCAGCUAUUUUGGUGGGCAAGAAAAGGCUGUGUUCAGUUUGUUAGCUGUGUUGUUACUUAUAUUGCUUAUUUUGAAUUUAAGUGUUGCUCAUGAAAAACCAUUGGAAGAAAGGAUACCUUCUUAUCUUUCUAAUACAAAUUUAGAUAAAAAUUUUAAUGAUUUUAAACUUACGAAGAGUAAUGAAUAUAAUUUUGAAAAUACCAAUAAUGGUCUACCCUCAUUGCCCUCAUCCAAAUUGUCUAAAGUCAUAAAUGGUUUUAAGUGCCAUGCAGGGACCAAUGCAUUUAAAGUAGAAAAAAAUUGUGGAACAUUUGCUCAAGCAUCACUAUUACCAGAAUCUCCAUUUCAAAGACUGUUUCAGAAACAUGAAGGAUAUGGUUUUUCUUGGUUACUUCAAACCAAAAAUAUAUUCAAGAAUAGUUUUAAAGAAUUUUUUUCUAUGCCUCCAGUACUUUUUCAUCUAUUUAUAGCUUGUCUUUUUGGAUGGAUGGGAAUUAUGUGCCAUGAUAUGUACUACACCGAUUUUGUUGGCCAAGUAAUAUAUGGUGGUAACCCUCAGGCUAAUAAAGAAAGUACUGCUUUCAAGCUAUAUGAUGAUGGAGUUCGCAUGGGAUCAUGGGGUUUAUUGCUGCAUUGCCUUUCUGCUGCUGUGUAUGCGGCGUUUUUACAAGAGAAAUUGAUAUACAGAUUUGGAAAGAGUAAUACAUACUUAUUUGGAAUGAUUUGUUUUACUCUUAGUUUGUUAGGAACUGUUAUGUCUGAGAGUAUUGUACUUGUAAAUCUAUUUUCUGCCUUGUCUGGUUUGGGAUCAGCUGCAAUCACUACUGUUCCAUAUGCCUUAAUUACUGAAUAUUACAGCAAAAAAGAGGUAUAUUACCAUAACAGUAAGCAUAGAGGAGUUGGUGAAGACAUGGCAGUCUUAGAUUCAGCAGUGUUUUUGUCUCAGAUAAUUCCAUCCCUUUUUCUUGGAUACAUUGUUGAAUAUACAAAAAGUUCAAUAACAUAUAUGCUUGUGGCUGCCUUCUGUGGGUGUGCAGCAUGUUAUUUUUCAUAUUUUGUUACAUUUACUUCUUAACAAAGAGUGUGUAAAUAAAAACAAGUCAUUGGGAAGGCUAUAUUAUAUUGUAUGGGAAAUUUCGAAAAUUUUCCCCAAAAGAAAAAUGUUUUACACAUUUGAUUGUCAUGCAAUAAGUAACUAUGAUUUUCAUAUGCAUAUAAAUCUGAGCCCAUAGUAUGAAAAUAUUUGUUUAAAAAAGAGAAUUGUAGGUUUUUCCUCCUUUUAUUUCCAGAUUAUUAUUGCCUCCUAGGAGUUAAUGCAUCUUUGUUUCUGUCAAAUUAAUUUUAACAAAAAUAAUUUAACUUGUCUAAUUUUAUUAGCUCUGGUGUAUAAUGAAUCUUAUACUGACUUAGUUCAGUAUUUGCUCAAUUGGUGCCUUAUUUUGAAAGCUUUCAUUUUGAGAUUUUUUUGUUUAUAUAUAUUUUGAUUUCGUAAAUCUUAAAGUAUGAAUAUGUUCUAUUUUUAAUCCAUUUAUCAAAAGUGCACUUAUUUUUGUUAUUUUUAUUAAAUUCAUUGCGAUCUUACAAAAGUUAUGUUUUUAGAAUUUUAUAUAUUAAAUUAUUAGUGAAAGAACUAGAAAAAUCAUCUUUGUAAAUUGAUGUUGUUUGGCUUAAUGACUUGGAGAAAACCUUGAAUACUUGCUUUUUAAACCACCGAAUUUUCUUACCCAUUCCUUUUGUUAUUCUGACAAAAGAGCCAGUGAUAUAUUUAGUAACAUAUACAUAAAAACAAGCAAACAUAGUGGUGAAUAUUUUAAGAGUACAUGUUUUUGCUUAAAUUGGCAUUGUGUAUUUUUGAUAUUCAAUGCUUUCUUUUUUUUUCUUGUGCAAAUUUGUGACUUUCUCUAAGUAUUUUGCUAAUGAUAAAUACUUGUAUGUAAAGGUUUAUCAACACUUCUUUUAAAAAACUUAAUUAAGGCAAAUUAUAAGGUAUAAAUUU